AUGUCGCGCGUGCGGGUGCUGAAUCUUCCGCGCGACUGCACGGAGGACCAGCUGCGGCGCCACCUCCUCGCCGCGCUGCCGCCCUCCGCGCCGCACCUGGAGAUCACCGACUGCGUGAUCAAGCGGUCGCCGGCCGGCGGCAAGGGCCGGGGUGUGAUUCGCAUGGCCUUCGUGGGGUUUCGCAACGCCUCCAGCGGGCACUUCGUUGUCCGGCACUUCGACGGCACGUACUUCGGCAGCGCGAAGCUGCGGGUGGAGGUGGCGAAGGGCCUCGGCGACGUCGGGGUGACGACGAACAUGCGGAAGAAAAUGGAGGCGACGGCGGCUGCAGGCGACGGCGACAAGGCUGCGAAGGGCGGUGGGGAGGCGCUGAAGCGCCCCCGCGAGGAGGCGCAGCAGGCCUCCGCGGCUGAGCACGGCGAGGCGGCGGAGGAGGAGCAGCAGCGCAAGAAGAAGGAGCGUAAGGAGGAGUUCAUCGCCCAGCGCCUGAAGGCGACCACCGGACCGACGUGGACCUCAGAGGUGCUGGUGCCGGAGGCGGCGGAGUCCGACGCACACGCCGUGGAGAGUCACGGUGCCGGGAAGGCGGAGCAGCACGACGAGGCGGCGGAGGAGGAGAGGGAGGAGGAUGAGGAGCGACGGGCACUGGAGCGGCAACAGGCGCUGGGCGAAGUCAGCGACUUGGAUUUUUUAGCCUCACUCGCGAAUAAAACGGCGGCCGCAGGUAGGAGCAGUGCCCCGGGGAGGCAAGGGGGGGCAGUGGACGAAGCGGGCGGAGGCGUGCGUGCAGAGGACGCGGAGGCGGAGAAGGAGGCGGUGGGCGGGGAACAGCAGCAGGAGCAGACACCUCGUGCAGAGGUCUCCCAAAGGGAGGAGGAGGAGGAGGAGGCCAUUGUGCGCGAGAGCCGUCGGAUACGCCUCGGAAAUAUUCCGUACAUCGCCACUGAGGAGGACGUGAAGCAGUUCGCCUCCUCGCUCGUGGGCACUGUGGAGGCGGUCCACAUCCCUUUGACCAAAGACACGCGGCAGAGCAAAGGCGCGGCGUUUGUGAAGUUUGCGCGGCUGGAGGACGCCGUGCGGGCGCUGCCGUUGUGUCGCGGGGCCGUUUUCAUGGGCCGACUGCUGCGCGCCAGCGCCGCUGCGGAGGACCCGUACACGAAGAAGCUCGAGGGCCACGCGGACGCGGCGGCGAUGGCGGGCGGCAGCGAAUUCAAGCGUCAGAAGGAGCAGGAGCGCCGCGGUGAGGCCGGCUCGGCGAUGGUGUGGAACACGAUGUACAUGAACAGCCACGCUGCGGUGGAGUCUGUGGCAAAGCGGCUUGGCGUGACUUCGGGCGACGUCGUCUCCGUUCAGGCCCGCGGGGCCGCCGUGCGUGCCGCCAUCGCGGAGGCAUACCUGACGACGGAGAUUCAGCAGGUGUUGAGUGACGAGGGGAUUGACUUCGGCCUCCUGGAGAGCGCCCAGCAGAACCUGCUGAAGACGCGCAGCAACACAACCAUCCUCGUGAAGAACAUUCAGGCCACCGACGCGGACGACGCCGCCCAGCUGAGUAAGAUGUUUCUCCGCUACGGGGCACUGGAGGCCACUGCUUUCCCGACCGCCGGCGGCUUCGCGCUCUUCCGAUACACCCACCAGCAAGACGCCCGUGUGGCCUUCCAGCGGCUGUCGUACAAGCUGUUCAAAAACGCCCCGCUCUUCCUGGAGUGGGCGCCCAUUGGCGCCAUCGUGACGAGCGCCGACGACGACGACGACGACGGGGCGCGGGCGGACGCUGAUGCGAAAAAGAAGGCGGCUGUGAGCACCACCGGCACCGGUCCCAACGGAGCCGCCCCGCACGCGGAGGAGGAGGAGGAGGAGCUGCCGAGCAACAAUGCCGCCUUUGCCCCCGUCUUCACGCUCUUCAUCACGAACAUCCCCUUUGCUUCAAAGGAGGAGGAGUUUUACGUGUUUCUGCUGGACUCCUGUCCACGGAUUGCGAAGGUGCCUGAAAAGCACAUUGAGCGGUUGGCCUUUGAGCAGGAUAAGGGGCGCGCCUUUCUCACGCUGAAGGAUCAGAGCAGCUUUAAGUACGUGCAGCAGCGGCUGCACGGGAAGAGUUUUGCCAAGCGAACGCUCGCGUGCGUGCCAAGCAAACAGACCACGGCGAUGCUCACGAUGAAGACAGCGUCCGUGGCGGCAACGUCGGUUGUGGCGGCCAUCGCCGCUCCGGCGGAGGAGGCGGAGGAGUUGGCAAAGGCCUCCGCCGUUGUGGCGCGUAGGGGGGCGGCGGCGCGCGGCGCCAGUCACGUGCCGCCGGGUUGUGACGCGCUCAAGUUGGUGGUGAAGAACGUGCCCUUUGAGGCCACCGAGCGCGACAUCCGGGACCUCUUCUCUGCCUUCAGCGAGAUUCGCAGUGUGCGGCUGCCGCGGAAGAGUCACCAGUUUUCCUCACACCGUGAGAACAACCAUCGUGGCUUUGCGUUUGUCGAGUUUCUCUCGGAGGAGGAGGCAAAGCGUGCCAUGGAGACACUCAAGGCCACGCACCUUUACGGUAGACACCUGGUGCUGCAAUACGCCAAACUCGACGGGCAGUAA
This is a messenger RNA of Trypanosoma conorhini, 2574 nucleotides long. RefSeq lists its product as uncharacterized. Gene Ontology annotation, molecular function: RNA binding. The transcript has a single exon. Lineage: Eukaryota; Euglenozoa; Kinetoplastea; Trypanosomatida; Trypanosomatidae. The coding region runs from base 1 to 2574 and encodes 857 amino acids. The record is from RefSeq and is a predicted model, not a curated record.